AUGAACUUUGACUUGCCCAUCGAAUUAAAAUCCCACAUCGAUUCUCUAGACUCAUUCAUCAAUGCUAAAAUCCUUCCUCUCCAAUACUCGGACGACAACAACCGAUUCUUUGAUCACAGAAGGGAGCACUCACGAACAGACUGGGAGAAUAAUGGCAAUCCACGCUCCGAGUGGGAAGAAUUACUAAAGAAAGCCCGUAAUCUUAGCGACGAAGCAGGCUUUUACCGAUUUGCACUUCCAAAAGAGUAUGGCGGCAACGAACACCCCGAUACGAAUGUCUGGAUGGCCGCAAUCCGUUACCACCUGUCUUCCCAUCCGGUAUACGGAGGUGGUUUAGGCCUUGCAAACGAUCUUCAAAAUGAGCACAGCAUUGUGGGCAAUUUCCCCGACAUAUACAUGAUCCACCACUUUGGCAGUGAGGAACAGCGUCGCACACUCAUCCCCGCUCGUCUUCGUGGAGAGUUCCGAUCAACUUUUGGACUGACAGAGCCUGAUCAUGGGAGUGAUGCCACGUUCAUGUCCACUGUAGCUCGUCGUGUUCAUGAAGGCUUCGAAAUUACCGGUAUGAAGAAGUGGCAGACUGGGGCACAUCAUUGCACACAUCUUAUUUGCUUUGCCCGGACUUCUGGCGUGGACGGAUCUGCAAAGGGUAUCACUGCCUUUUUGGUUCCGCGUGAUUCUCCGGGAGUUCGAGUUGUUAGUUAUGAAUGGAUAAUGAAUAUGCCUACUGAUCAUGCUACGGUUGAGCUGGAUCAUGUGUGGGUACCUGAAAGUGCCAUAUUGGGUUCUCUUGACAAUGGACUCGCUAUUGCGCAAACAUUCGUCCAAGAGAAUCGAGUGAGACAGGCUGCUAGUGCGUGUGGUUCCGCUCACUUUUGUCUGGACAAGAGUAUACUCCGUGCCCGUGAGCGCAAGAUUUGGGGAGAAGGGAAAAUGCUAGCAGAUAACCAGGCGAUUCAGUUUCCAGUUGUGGAACUUAUGACACAAGUUGAGAUGCUACGUUUGUUGAUCUUGAAAACAAGCUGGGAGAUGGAUCGGAUUGUUGCGGCAAAUCGGUCAUCAGGUAAUAAAGUGCCACCUUGGGUUGAGAUCGAGAGGAAGCUCAGCGAUCAAGUGUCGAUGUGUAAUUUCUGGGCAAACCGACUGUGUUGCCAGGCUGCAGAUCGAGCGAUACAGAUUCAUGGUGGUGACGGGUACUCUCGUCACUAUCCCUUUGAGCAUAUUUAUCGCCACUUCCGACGAUAUCGCAUCACCGAAGGAGCAGAGGAAAUCCAAAUGCGGAAGAUUGCAGCGUAUCUUUUUGGAUUUGCAGGACCAAAGAAGAAAGAGCUGGAAGAACAAGACAAGGUCAAGGCUAAGGCGAAGAUUUGA
Molecule: messenger RNA, 1371 nt
Organism: Penicillium malachiteum
Lineage: Eukaryota; Fungi; Ascomycota; Eurotiomycetes; Eurotiales; Aspergillaceae
Product: acyl-CoA dehydrogenase family protein
Exons: 2
Coding region: 1-1371 (456 amino acids)
Biological process (GO): butyrate catabolic process; fatty acid beta-oxidation using acyl-CoA dehydrogenase
Molecular function (GO): flavin adenine dinucleotide binding
Source: RefSeq, a predicted model, not a curated record